UUAAUCCUCCUCACUAUCACACCAUUCCCACGCUCCCACUUGUAUCCGCUCCCAAUUUCCAUCAGAUGCCCUUGCUCCCCGCCCUUUCUAGAGCCAUCUUCUCCUCCUCAGUUCACCCCCUGCCAAGGUCAUUUUCGUCAAUGAGCAACUUUGUCACCCCUUCUUCUUCCUCCGUCAAGGCCCGUUUGAGGGGCGUGGUGUUUGACAUGGACGGAACCCUGACGGUUCCCGCCAUCGACUUCCCGGCAAUGUACAAGGCCGUACUGGGAGAAGAGGAGUAUGUAUCAAUUCGAAAGCAGAAACCUUCCGGCAUUGAUAUUUUGCAGCAAAUUGAAGAUUGGAGCCCGGAUAAACAGCGUCAAGCUUACGAAAUUAUUGCUGAUUAUGAGAAGCAAGGCCUUGAUCGCCUGGAAAUCAUGCCUGGUGCAUCAGAACUUUGUGCUUUUCUUGAUUCAAGAAGCAUUAGGAGGGGAUUAAUAACUAGAAAUGUCAAGACUGCAGUUGAUUUGUUCCAUGAACGCUUUGGUAUAACAUUUUCUCCAGCAUUAAGCCGGGAGUUUCGUCCUUAUAAACCAGAUCCAGCACCGCUGCUGCAUAUUUGUUCAACAUGGGAAGUUCGACCUAGUGAAGUAAUGAUGAUAGGAGAUAGUCUUAAAGAUGAUGUGGCUUGUGGGAACCGAGCUGGCACUUUUACAUGCUUGCUUGAUGAAACUGGGAAGUAUGACUCUCCAAAGUAUGAGCACGUGGAGUAUAAACCAGAUUACAAGGUUUCUUGUCUAGCUGACAUUCAUUCACUAUUGGAAGCAAACUUUGAACUGGCACCUUGAAGGCAAACUCGAGGGACAGCGCGGCACAAAACCGAUUGCAUGAACAAAGCUAAAAGUGGUCCUAAUGUGAUCCUCUACUGAUUAUCCAAUGCUUUUUGGGUAGAAGCUCUUUGAAAAAUGAGGAAUAAAGAUCACAUUUUGAUCAGCGAAAUGAUCAACUUUAUAGCUAGCUUCAUAGUAUAUUUAGCUGAUGAAUGGAGCUCUACAUGGCCUUUACACAGAAGGCAGUUUGUAUGUAAUCCUGGACAGGUUGGCCAUUGCCUUUGAUGUGUGAAGCCAACACUUUACUAUCAUACUCUCCAAUGAAGAGGAAGUUAUAUUGUUGAUAUAUUUGCCCUAAAUAAUGUUGAAUUAGUUUUUAAUCGCAUUA
Coffea eugenioides is the source of this 1197-nucleotide messenger RNA. Its product is annotated as haloacid dehalogenase-like hydrolase domain-containing protein At2g33255. The transcript has 5 exons. Bases 66 to 827 code for a protein of 253 amino acids. The record is from RefSeq and is a predicted model, not a curated record. Lineage: Eukaryota; Viridiplantae; Streptophyta; Magnoliopsida; Gentianales; Rubiaceae.